AAACAGUUUAACAAAAAAAAAUGAGUGCCUUGCAACCGGACGUCCAUGCCACGUUGUUGCAGCUUCUCAGCGGGUUGGUCUCUGCCGACAACGCCACGCGGGCGGCUGCGGAAAAGUCGUUGGAGGCCGAAUGGAGUCAACGGGAAAACGUUGAGAUGUUGUUAAUUUUCCUUGCCGAACAGGCCACUGCUGGUGAAAACGAUACCAUUCGUUCAUUCCUGGCGGUUCUCUUCCGUAGAAUCGCCAUCCGAAUGCCAAGAGAUCCGCUGGUUCUGCUGGUGACCGAUCGGACCAUUGAUUUGGUUUCAAUUCCGGUCAAAACCGAGCUCCGGAAGUUGUUGUUGACCGGAUUUACCGCACCACAACAAAAUAUGGUGAGACAUAAAUUGGGGGAUGCUAUCGCCGAAGUGGCAAGAGAAAGUGGAGAACAAAAGAAAAAUAAUAAUAAUAGUGGGGGUGCGGAUGAUUGGCCUGAAUUGAUCCCCAUUCUAUUCUCCCUGGCAACCAAUCCCAAUGAUUCAUCAUUCAGGGAGUCGGCAUUUAGAGUAUUUUCCCUGACUCCUGAACUUAUAAGUAGUCAAUAUUUCGCCACUGCUCUCCCCGUGUUCAAUGCUGGGUUUGAAGAUGAUUGUGAUGAUGUUCGAAUUGCUGCUUGUUCUGCGUUUGUGGCAUUUUUCCAAGGGUUACCCAAACGUCAUUGGAAUGAUAUGGCGCCCCUUUUACCAAAUUUAUUGAAUUCUUUGCCGCGAUUUCUUCAAAAUGGACAGGAUUCAGCAUUAGCCGCGGUAUUGGAAAGUCUUAUUGAAUUGGUUGAUUUGGCCCCUAAGCUUUUUAAAGAUAUGUUCCCCACCAUCAUUGGAUUUUGUCUGCAAGUUGCCACCAAAAAGGAUGAAGUAGAUGGGGCUACACGGAUGGCUGCAUUGGAAUUAUUGACCACCUUUGCUGAAGUGUCCCCCGCCAUGUGUAAGAGAACGCCCAGUUAUACCGAAAGUAUGGUGACAAACACCUUGUCAAUGUUAACCGAGGUUUGUAUUGAUGAUGAUGAUGCCGCGGAAUGGAAUAAUAAAGACGAGGACGGGGUGCAGGAUGGCGACGAUGAGGAUGAUGAACCAGAAUAUGAAGCUGCUCGUCAAGCUUUGGAUAGAGUUGCCUUGAAAUUGGGCGGUCAAGCUUUAGCUUCUCCACUUUUCCAAUACCUCCCACAAAUGAUCAAUAGUACCGAUUUCAGACAAAGGCAAGCCGCGUUGAUGGCUCUUAGUGCCGCAGCCGAAGGUUGUAGUGACGUGUUGAUGAGUGAAAUCCCUCGUAUCUUGGAUAUGAUUCUCCCCACCUUACAAGAUCUGCAUCCACGGGUUCAAUAUGCCUGUUGUAAUGCCUUGGGUCAGAUGUCAACCGAUUUCGCCGACGUCAUGCAAAGAACUGUAGGUGAUAGAGUGCUUCCAGCCCUCAUUGGCAUGCUUACCAACAAGUUUGUUCCCCGGGUGCAAACCCAUGCGGCAGCAGCUUUGGUCAAUUUCUCAGAAAAUGCCUCCAAAGAGGUCCUUGAACCAUAUUUGGACCUGCUUUUAAACAAUCUCUUGGUCUUGUUGAACUCUCCUAAACGUUAUGUCCAAGAACAAGUCCUCACCACCAUUGCAAUCAUUGCCGACUCCGCAGAAAAGAAGUUUGCCACCUACUAUGACACCCUCAUGCCACUCUUGAUCUCGGUUCUUCGCUCGGAAGAUGCCUCCCAUAAGGUCCUAAAGGCUAAAUGUAUCGAAUGUAGUACUCUCAUUGCCCUUGCAGUCGGUAAGGAAAUGUUCUUGCCCCUCUCGCAAGAACUCAUCCAAUUGUUUGGCUACAUCCAACAAACCGCCACCGAGGACGAUGACCUCAUCAAGAGCUACUUGGAACAAGGUUGGGGUCGUAUUUGUCGUAUUUUGGAGCUGGAUUUCCUUCCAUAUCUCCCACUGGUGCUCCCACCAUUAUUAAUUUCAGCCAAGGCUACUCAAGACAUUUCUCUCUUGGACGAGGAAGAAGUUGAGGAAUUCGAUAACAAUCCGGAAUGGGAUGUCAUUAGUCUUUCAGGGAAGAUGAUUGCCGUUCAUACUGCUUCUCUCGACGACAAGCAACUGGCCAUGGACUUACUCCGGACCUACGCCAUCCAACUCAAGGGAGACUUCCAACCAUGGGUCCGUGAAAUCGUCGAAACCAUUGCCAUCCCAGCCCUAGACUUUUAUUUGCAUGAUGGGGUCAGAGGGUCUGCUGCACUCACCUUGGCGGCUUUACUCCGUUGUUCCGUCAUUGCCACGGGCGCUCAAAGCAACGAAACCGUCUCGCUUUGGACCCAAAUCUGUAACAAGUUGAUGGAGGUUCUUGCCGCCGAACCGGUCGCUGAAGUCUUGGUGGCCAACUACACCUCUCUUGUCGAAUGUGUUGCUGCCUUGGGCUCCACACCUGCGUUCACCACCCAAGAUCAACUCGAACAAAUGAGCGAAUGCAUCAACACCAACUUGACCGAGAUCUACUCGCGCAUCAAGUCCCGUGACAACGAGGACGACGAGUACACCGAGGACGUGGAUGAAGAAGAAGAUGAAUACACCGACGAGGAGCUUCUCGAUGAAAUCAACAAGGCUGUGUCGGCCAUCGCCAAGAACACCAAACAGGCAUUCCUUGUUGUGUUCAGCACCUUGGCCCCCACCGUGGCCACCUUCAUCCAGGACGAGAACACAAACGUCAAGCUCUGUGGGUUAUGCAUCAUCUGCGACGUCUUGGAACGUACCGCCGAGGAACUGGGCGCCUACCACGACAUGUUUGUGGCCGCCAUUGGCGAGUCUCUCAGCUCUUCGCAUGCUGGUGUCCGCCAGGCCGCCUUCUUUGCCGUGGGCAUUGCCGCACAACAUGGUGGCGAGACCUACAGAUCGUUCUGCUUGUCAUGCUUGGAGCCAAUGUUCAAGAUGACCCAAGUGCCAGACGCCCGUGCUGAGGAAAACAUCCUUGCCACCGAGAAUGCCGUCAGCGCCAUCGCCAAGGUGUGCCGCUCGUACGGAGCAGACAUCCCGGGGCUUGACGCCGUGCUCCAGCAAUGGGUCACAUUGUUGCCCGUGGUGCAAGACGAAGAGGCCGCUCCAUUUGCAUACUCCUUCUUGGCCGAAUUGGUCAAGAACAACCACCCGGCGGUCGUCUCGCAAUUGCCCAAGGUGGUGGACUCAGUGGUGCAAGCGCUCACCCAUGCGUCGAUCGCAGGCGCCACCGCGGAGCGUACCGUGGCUGCCGUCAAGCAAGCCCUCGGAACGAUCCCACAAGCGGACGCGGUUGCUCUCAUGGGUAAGUACCCAGCCGAUGUUCAAAUUGUCAUCCAGAAAUGGUUUGCUUAGAGAUGUGUAUAGAAUAAGAUAAUAGUAAGACAGU
This is a messenger RNA of [Candida] anglica, 3390 nucleotides long. The record is from the annotation of a GenBank genome assembly. Lineage: Eukaryota; Fungi; Ascomycota; Pichiomycetes; Serinales; Debaryomycetaceae.